AGUAACAGCAAUAUACGACCAAAGAUGGCGCCCCACGUUUGUCUCUUAUGAGGAAAUGAUGUUAGAGAACAUAUUAAUUCACGUAUCUAGGCUGUUUUGCGAUAGUUUAUUGUGAAAGCAAGAUAUUACAUUUAUAUUUUCGCUAUUUACGUGUGAUAAUUGUAUUGUGCAAACCGCAAUGGCGAUGCAAGGUGGGACUGCACUUCAGGAGAAGGUCAGUCGGAUGUUGAGCAGAAAGCAUAAAAAGCCCGUUCUGAAACCCAACAAGCCGCUUGUUCUGAAAGAUGAGGUCGCCAACAGGAAAAUUAAGAAAGGGGAGGCCACAUGCGUCACAGAGAUGUCCAUGAUGAUGGCGUGCUGGAAGCAGAACAACUUCGUCGACACCCUCUGCUCCAAUGAAAUGCAGUCCUUCUAUAAGUGUGUUGAGAAAGCCCAGAUUGCAGUGAAAAACAAAUCAGAGCAACACACCAUCGGCCAGAGUGGACGCCUUCAACCCAAACAAGCUACUAUCCUGCUGAAAAGAUACCCCAACUUACACAUAGAAAUCUAGGACUACUCCCAGCCCUACUACUACGAUGUAUUAAUUGACAAUGGUUGAGGGCCAGAGAAUCUUAACCAUCCUCCCCACUGUCCUCUGUCAUCAUGCUUGGCCUUUGUGGCCAACUGAGGUCUCUGCUGGUUCUUACGGUAAAGAGGAAGUCUCUUAGAUCACAGAAACAUCACCAACGUUCCACGAAUGCCAGACAUGAUAAUCAACAAAGUGAAUUAUGUGGAUUUAUUGUGCUGCAGAUGCACUUCUUGUGAUUGCCAUGUUAAAUUGAGUACGCUGUUAUAGGUCAUCACAUAAAACAGUACCAUUAAAAUGGCUUCA
Messenger RNA from Salvelinus namaycush (lake trout), 871 nucleotides. Its product is annotated as coiled-coil-helix-coiled-coil-helix domain-containing protein 1-like. The transcript is spliced from 3 exons. Lineage: Eukaryota; Metazoa; Chordata; Actinopteri; Salmoniformes; Salmonidae. Gene Ontology annotation, molecular function: RNA binding. Gene Ontology annotation, biological process: mitochondrial translation. The record is from RefSeq and is a predicted model, not a curated record. The coding region runs from base 179 to 550 and encodes 123 amino acids. Gene Ontology annotation, cellular component: mitochondrion; mitochondrial ribosome; nucleoplasm.